This is a messenger RNA of Aphidius gifuensis, 1403 nucleotides long. Its product is annotated as probable protein phosphatase 2C 21. The annotation marks the transcript as partial. The record is from RefSeq and is a predicted model, not a curated record. Gene Ontology annotation, biological process: protein dephosphorylation. NCBI's taxonomy places the organism in Eukaryota, Metazoa, Arthropoda, Insecta, Hymenoptera, Braconidae. The transcript has 3 exons. Gene Ontology annotation, molecular function: protein serine/threonine phosphatase activity.
CGCUGCUGCUGCACGUUGUACAAAAAAAGUGUAUAAAGUUAAUAUUAUUAUUAGUGCGUUAAUAGUUAGACAAAAUCUGCUGGAAAUUAAAAAACAUGGGGUCAUAUCUUUCAAAGCCAAUAACAAAAAAAAUCUCGACUCACGGGAUAGGAAAGAAUGUGGUGUUUGGCGCGAGUUCUAUGCAAGGAUGGAGAAAAAGUCAAGAGGACGCUCACAAUUGCUGCAUAAACUUCGAUCAUAAUGCCUCAUUAUUUGCUGUUUAUGAUGGCCAUUCGGGUCAUGAGGUUGCUCAGUAUUGUUCCCAAAAAUUGCCUGAAUUUAUCAAGGAAACCGAUGCUUAUAAACGUGGUGAUGUUAGGCAAGCCUUGAUUGAUGCUUUCCUCGGUUUUGAUGCAACACUAAAAAAACCAGAAAUCAUAAAAAUUCUGAAAAAAAUAGCAAAAACAAAAGUAUCUGAUACUGAAAUAGCUGAAACAUGUGAUUCUGAUAAAGUCAGUCAUUUAGGGAUGAAAGCUGAAAUUCCACUUGAACAACUUAUUGGUCAAUAUAGACCUAAAUCAGAUGAAUCUAAAAAGAAACGUUGCUCCAAAAAAAAUAUUUCAAAUUCAUACUUUCGAUGUAGAAAAGCUAAAGAUAAAAAUCCAUCAUGUUCAGGCAGUUCAAGUUCAUGGGAGACAAGUAAAGCUGAUAAAAAAGAAGAAUUGCCUGACAGUUCCGGAGAUGUUAAUGAACAAGUAUCAUCAAAAAUUAAGGCUGACAUUAAUGGUGAAGAUAAAUCAAGCUGUGAUAUCAAUGACGAUGAUGAUGACGAUGAUGAUGAAGCUCAAAAUAACUCAUCUUUAGAACCAGGCUCAAAGUCGGGUUGUACUGCUAUUGUUGCACUUCUUCAUGGUGAAAACUUGUAUGUUGCAAAUGCUGGUGAUUCGAGAUGUGUCUUAUGUCGUGAUGGUAAAGCACUCGAGCUCAGUUUAGAUCAUAAACCUAAAGAUACAGAAGAAAUGAAGAGAAUUGAAAGAGCUGGUGGUGAAGUAACUUGGCAGGGAAGAGUCAAUGGCAAUCUUAAUCUUUCAAGAGCAAUUGGUGAUCAUCAAUACAAACAAAAUACAGAACUUCCACCUGAAGAUCAAAUGAUUUCAGCACUUCCUGAUAUUAGACAUAUUUUAAUUGAUCCGAAAAGAGAUGAAUUUCUUAUCUUGGCUUGUGAUGGCAUUUGGAAUUCUAUGUCUAGUUCUGAAGUCGUGAAGUUCGUCAAAAAGAAAAUCAAUGAUGCUGGAGAUAAUAUUUCAAAAGUUUGUGAAGAGCUUUUUGACCACUGCUUAGCUCCAGACACACGUGGUGCUCAAUUAGGCUGUGACAAUAUGACAACAAUUAUUGUUAAAUUUAAAAAUUCAACACUGAUUCCA